UAAAAAUUUACAUGGCCUAAAAUACAACAAGUGGACCAAUGCAAAAGUUUAAAAUAGUUUUCCUAGGUAAUUAAUCAGUUGGUAAGACAUCUAUAAUCAAUCGAUUUAUUUUUGACAAUUUUACAGGGAAUGAAUAGGUAUUUGGAAUUCAAAUAAUAAUAGCCUACUGUUGGAAUUGAUUUUAUUUCUAAAACACUAUAAGUAGAUAAUAAAUCAGUUAGACUUUAAUUAUGGGAUACUGCUGGAUAAGAAAGAUUCAGAUCUCUUAUUCCUAGUUAUAUCAGAGAUUCUUAAGCCGCCAUUAUAUGCUAUGAUAUUACAAGUAAAUACUAUUUUCUAAUUUAAGAUGAAAAAUCAUUCUAAGAUUUAUAAAGAUGGAUCGAAGAUGUCAAGGAAGAAAGAGGAGAUGAAGUUUUAAUUUAUAUUUUGGGAAACAAGACUGAUCUUGAAUCAGAAAGAUAAAUUCAAACUGAACAAGCAGAAGCAAAAGCUAAAGUAACAAUAUUUUAUUUACAGUUUAAAGGAAUUGGGAGCCUAAUUUUCAGAAGUAUCUGCUAAAAGUGCACAUAAUGUAGCAGAAUUCUUUAAAAAAUUAUCCUAUGAUUUACAAGGAAAUCCCAAUGAAUAAUUAUCAUAACAGCAACCUUAAUUAUAGGUAAUUACUUUUUUUAUCUAAAUAGAAAGCACCAUAAUAAUAGUAAUAGCAAAAUCAAACCUAAUAACUAAAAUCAACUGAUGCUACAGAAGAUAAAAAGUAAGGAGGCGGAUGUUGUUGAACAUUAAUAUAUUCCAUUUUAUUGUUCUGCACAAAUAACAAGC
This is a messenger RNA of Paramecium sonneborni, 819 nucleotides long. Lineage: Eukaryota; Ciliophora; Oligohymenophorea; Peniculida; Parameciidae. The record is from the annotation of a GenBank genome assembly.